AUGACGGUAGCAGAUUCCCCUGGCCUUGGUGUCGACACAACCAUUCAUAUUUGUGUUCACGGCAUCUGCUCUACCUCUGCUCACGACGAACUACCAGCGGGGGCCAAUUACAUGCCCCCGGAUGCGAUAGGCUGGGUAACUGACGAUAAAAAUGAGGAUAGAAAGGUAUAUGCCCUGAAGGACUGUUGGGUAGAUGAGAGAAACCUAGAUAAUGAAGCAAAGAUUCUCAAGGCGGUCGAAGGUGUUUCAAAUGUCGUCCGGCUCGUGGGACACUGGGACGUCCAGUAUGAUGGGUGUAGUGACUCCACGUCGAAGAUUCGUGACCACCUUCGUGAAUCGCUAACGAGCUUCACGUCCGUCGCCGAACUGGUCAAGGUUUUUCUUGCCCUUGUGGUCGCCCACAAAACAAUGGUCACCGAGCGGAAUGUUUUACAUGGAGACAUUAGCCCUAACAAUAUCGACAUCCACGAAGGAAAAGGCUACUUGCUUGACUUUGACCACGCGAAAUUCGUCGAAAAUAGCCGAGUAGCCACUUUACCAUGCAUAUCCUGGUGCCUUCUCAAGCUCAUGCGGGAUAAUCCGACUCCGGAGUUGAUUGACCGCAAGACCUCCGACGACCUGGAGUCACUGUUUUGCAUUUUCCUCGAGUUUGUCGCUAAAUAUGGGGGGUCCGGGGGCUCAUUAACGGACGAAGGACAGCCCUCUGUCAACACCCGCAGAUGGAACGACGGCCUUGCGACAUUGGACGAUCGGAUUGGUAUCUACACCAGCGGUUUAUUGAAGGAAGACUUUCAGCAGACAAGUCCAACUUACGAACCGGCGCCGUACUUUAAAGUGUGCCGUCCCUUCCUUGAAGAGUGGCGCAAGGCAAUUAGAGAUGCAAUGAGGAACGGAAGGGACGUCUCUCAUCACCAAAAUUUCCAGAUCAUCAAACUGGGCCUGAAUAACAUUGAGAACUUUCCGAUAUCACCUCCUGCAUCUUCAUCACCACCAUCUGUUGUCUCGUCAAAACUUCCUCCCCCUGCUUCUCCAGCGGUGGUCCAGGAUCCUGCUCUUCGACCUCGUCGAUCCGGGUAG
Suillus paluster is the source of this 1077-nucleotide messenger RNA. RefSeq lists its product as uncharacterized. The transcript has 5 exons. Lineage: Eukaryota; Fungi; Basidiomycota; Agaricomycetes; Boletales; Suillaceae. The record is from RefSeq and is a predicted model, not a curated record. Bases 1 to 1077 code for a protein of 358 amino acids.